Messenger RNA from Pimephales promelas (fathead minnow), 3706 nucleotides. It is a transcript of the gene ntsr1, whose product is annotated as neurotensin receptor 1 (high affinity). Gene Ontology annotation, cellular component: plasma membrane. The record is from RefSeq and is a predicted model, not a curated record. NCBI's taxonomy places the organism in Eukaryota, Metazoa, Chordata, Actinopteri, Cypriniformes, Leuciscidae. Gene Ontology annotation, molecular function: G protein-coupled neurotensin receptor activity. Gene Ontology annotation, biological process: neuropeptide signaling pathway.
UAAAAGCGUCUGGACGUCUCGCUUUCACAGACCUGAGAGAGUAAGUUCAGAGCAGUGGCCAGUAUUUCACUAGCUUUACGCAUAUAGCUCCUCAAAUGAACAAAUGUGAAACACUUUGCAGGGAAAGCGCAAUUCAUUUGGCAUUCGUUUGUAUUAUGUGUUGAUAUUUAACGACUACCAUGGAGGUUAAUUCUACGCUACCAGGGCGCAACUUCAUAGACUUGCGCAUCUUAACGCAGAAACUUCUCUCUUCGGCGAACCGGUCUCAGCCAUUUCUGGACAAUGAAACAGAGCACGUCUCCGAAGAGGAUUUGGACGUGAAUACAGACAUUUAUUCUAAAGUUUUCGUCACUGUGAUUUAUGUGCUAUUGUUUGUAAUCGGGUGUUUGGGGAACUCGAUCACCCUGUACACACUCCUUACGAAAAAAUCUCUCCAAAACCUCCAGAGCACGGUGCACUACCACCUGGCGAGUCUGGCCAUAUCCGACCUGCUCAUCUUGAUCCUCUGCAUGCCCAUCGAGUUAUACAACUUCAUCUGGGUUCAUCACCCGUGGGUUUUUGGGGAGGCUGUUUGUAAAGGGUACUACUUUCUGCGGGACGGCUGCUCAUAUGCGACGGCGUUCAAUAUCGCCAGCCUGAGCGUGGAGCGCUUCAUGGCCAUCUGUCACCCGUUCAAGGCGAAGAGCAUCAUGUCGCGGAGCCGCACCAAGAAACUCAUCAGCGCCAUGUGGAUCGCGUCUUUCCUCCUGGCUACCCCGAUGCUUUUCACCAUGGGACAGCGAAUGAUGAAUGAUGAAUUUAUAUGCACCACAGUUGUGUCCUCAAUAACGGCUAAAACCGUUCUACAGGUGAAUGCCUUCCUGUCCUUUGUGGUUCCCAUGGCACUGAUCUCCGCAUUAAAUGGAGUCAUAGCCAGUCAGCUGAUGCGCAUGUUUCGGGAGUCUGCCCAGGACAAUCGCAUCUCUAUCAGCGGAGGCAACGCUACCAUGCUUAGCGUUGCUGUUGAACCCAAUCGUGCCCAAUCAAUGCGCCACGGAGUCAUGGUGCUGCGUGCGGUGGUCAUUGCUUUUGUGGUGUGCUGGUUGCCAUACCAUGCUCGAAGACUAAUGUACUGCUAUACCACUGAAUGGACACCUGCUCUCUUCGAUUUCUACCACUACUUCUACAUGGUCACCAAUGUGCUCUUCUACGUCAGCUCGGCCAUCAACCCCAUUCUCUACAACCUCGUCUCGGCAAACUACCGCCAAAUUUUUUUUUCCACGCUUCACUACCUAAUCCUGCCCUGCCGCCAUAAUAAGCAGAAGCGCAUUCUCACCAGACACUCUAUCAGCAUCUGCAGCAACCAGACCUUCUCCACCAAUGUCAUCAAAGAAACCAUUUACUAAACACUGUCGAGAUUCUAUUCUCUCAGCCAAGGAGAGACCACUGAAGCGAAGCAUGUUUUCAUAUUGAGUUAUUAUUACAAUAAUUUGCUAUAUUCGUGCUACUGAAUCGCCAUACGGAGCUUUUGUGCAUUGCAGAACUGGCACCGGAGACACUUAUCGUGUUUAUAAGAGGGUAUGUAGCAAAAAAUACACACCAAAAACAAUGAACAAUGAGCUGAAACAGUGUAAAUACAAACAUAUUAUAUCAAAUGUAUAUCCGGAUGUACAUUGUUUCUCAAUCUAAAUAUUAAAUAUAACAAUGUCGUAUAUGACGGGAACAGACUGCAGACAGUUGCUGUUGUGUACACAAUCUUUAUAUCCAGCUGAUGUAAUUUACCAACGCUGGAAUAACUGUGAACACAAGGACAUAUCCCAUUUUGAAUUUUAUUUCAUUCACUGGCGCAAAACAGGGACAUUCAAAGUGGUGACUGCUACAUUGUUAAAGAAGUGACUCUUGAUUGUGCCACACUAAGACAGUGUCACCAUUCCGUAGCCUUGGCAACAGUCCACAUACAAAGAAGGCUGUGCUCUUGUGUGAAAACUGAAGAAUGCCUUACAGGAUCACAGGCUUGAUUGAUUCUCUCAUUCUAAAGUAGCUUCAUUUAAACACUGCCUUGAUUUGCAAUUUGCAGAGAGAGAGAGAGAGAGAGAGAGAGAGAGAGAGAGAGAGAGAGAGAGAGAGAGAGAGAGAGAGGAGAGUCUUCAAUGAUAGAAUAUGCAACAUAGGCUCAUUGGAAAAAUGUGCUAUACAACUCCAAACCCUAUACAAUUUACUGAAGUUUCCAGCUGAAAUGAACACUUGUGGCAGUAAAACACCAACAAAUUGCAUUCCCUUUUACACAGAUUAAUGUUAGAUUGUCAAUAAAUAAAGACUAGUUCCUUGCACAAUACUGUUAUAAUCUCAAAAAAUCUUAUAAAUAAUUUGUAAACCAACACAUUUUUACUUUUGCAUCUGAUGUAUAGCUUUUUUGUCAUGGUAAAAUUCUCACCUGGUACAGCAACCUGGUACAAUAAGUUUCUGUAAUUUAAGUGGAAUGCAAUGUGUAAUGUGGAUCACUUGGAUUGAGUCUUGUGACACACAAGUUAUGAUGAAAGAGCUUAAUGACUUGUAAAAGCAAACUUAAAUGGCACAUGUGCUUCAGCAUAUGCUUAUACUGGACAAAUUGUACAAAACCAAGCCCCACCCUACAUUUUUCUUGUUUUAUUUUACAUGGUUAUAUGUCACAAUAGGGGAAAAAAAGACUAUAGCAACUUUUAUGCCAACUUUAAAUGCCACUGAAUAGCUAUUGAAUUCUCUCGCUAACAUUUCUGUAAAAUUUCAUUUUUACAGUAUUUUCAUUUUUUCAUCUCUAUCUGAGAAAAUAGAACAUGGUUUUAGUGCCACUCACUUAACAUUUCCUAUUGAAAGUUCCACAAAAAGUGCAAGAAGAAACUUAAUAUAAUUUUGCAGAAAUGUGAGAGGUGAAAAUAUGCGUGGAGGAAGGAAAGAGAAACUUUGGCCAGGGACUUGUGGACAGUGUUGUGCUGUGCUUUACAACACCCAUCAGUUACAGGGAACCAUUUAGAGAGAGAGAGAUGAGCGGGCUGGAAUAUAGAGGGUCUGUGACGAUGUGGAUAAUAGAAUGUGAUAAAACUAAAGGAAAGCUAGAGAAAAUGGGGAAAUACAGGAAAAUGGGAUCGCCUGCACUGCUUUUUUUCUUAUGCCUUAAAAGCGAGGAUGAGGAAGCUAUAGUUCAUGGUGCAGUGUAGGCAGCUGAUUUUCCAUAAUGUGAUGUUUAAUAUUUAAAAAAAGAAAAUUGUAAUAAAAAUGAAGGUGGAAAUGAGGAAGGUGUUGGCCUAUUUGCAGUCUAGUAAUUUUUUUCACAAAUAAAAGUAUCCAAUAAUAGAACUUUUUCCAAGAUGAAAUUGAUAUUGAUCUUUAGCUGGUCAUGUGAUCUCAACACAGUUGCCCCCAUGAGUAAAUAGACUCCAUGUAAAAUAAAGCUUUUGUUAAGCUCCUGAGAUGACUGGAUUCUUGAUGUGAAUAUAUAUGGACCACAUAUGGAAUAUAAAUAUAUAUACUGUAUAUGGACCACAUUUUUGUACCGUCUUGAUAUCCAUCUACAUCAAUCACCCUGAGUGAAUUCUAGAGAACGGGAUGAUUAUUCACAGCAGGGAGGACGUUGAGCACUUGAGCGGAGUUGUAGACCGGUGUGUUGAAGAAUUCUGAAUGGAAGAAAAUGUGCAUAACAUGAGGGUAUGAUGGCCAGGGCUGUAAGGGCAGAGUGAGCAACAUAUAAAAA